AUGACAUUGGCGGGAUUUGGACGUUGGUUGUUUCUCGCAGGCGCUUGCCUCUGCGCGCUCGCGGGCGUCGGAUCCGCGGUCAACAUCAUCGAUGGGUUUCUGGGCGGAAGCCCCGACGUGUUCAAGGACGCCAGGCUUGACCCCAUUGGUUUGAUCAAGAAAUGGGGUUAUCCGGCCGAGCGGCACCACGUGACCACGGAGGACGGCUACAUCCUGGAGAUUGACCGCAUCCCUCACGGUCUCUCAGAAACCGGUCAGGGCCAAACCCGAACCCCGGUCUUGUGUGUGCACGGUGUCAUCUCGUCGGCGGCAGAUUAUGUCAUGAACAAUCCCCUGGAAAGCCCAGGUUUUCUCCUCGCCGAUGCCGGUUUUGACGUCUGGCUCAUCAACACCAGGGGAACGCCAUACUCUAAUCACCACGAGACGCUCACUACCAGGGACCGUGAAUUCUGGGAAUGGAGUUUCGACAAGAUCGGCCGGUACGACCUUGCAGCUGCAAUAGACUACAUAAUUUCCCAGACGGGAUUUGGUGAAAUCAGCCUCCUUACCUGGUCUCAAGGAUUCACCGUUACGCUGGUUCUACUCUCCACAAGGCUAGCGUAUAAUGACAAGGUGAAUCUCGUGGUUGGCAUGGCGCCCGUCGCAGACAUCACGCACAUUCAAACUCCCCUGACUUUGCUCGCCCCGUUCGCUGAACCAAUUGCCAACUUCAUCGACAUCUUUACGAAGGGAGGACUGCUGACGUCCAGCCAGCUGACCCAGACCGUGAUUGGCGCUGCCUGCAAUAACGUCUUUCGUGGGCUUUGUUUCCUUCCUAUCAACAUUGUUGUUGGGGCCAGUCAAGAACAGCUGAACACGACAAGGAUUCCAGUGUAUAUGGCGCACAUGCCGGCGGGUACGUCCACGCAGAACAUCGUCCACUAUGCACAGAUGUACAAGGCAAAGAAUUUCAUAAUGUACGACUAUGGCAAAGAAAGAAACAGGGACAUGUAUGGUCAGGACACGCCGCCGGAGUACCCUUUGGAAGAGAUCGGAACCAGCAUCGCUUUGUUCUCUGGACAAGGUGAUCGGUUCGCUGACCCGAAGGGCGUGCAGGGUCUGCGGUCACGGCUGCAGAGUAUCGUUUUCGACUAUCAGCUGCCCCAGAAGAACUUCAACCACUUGGACUUCGUCAUCGGUGACGACGCCACGCUCAUGCUGCACAAGCCGGUUAUAGAGCUCAUCCAAGGCUAUAACAACGACAACUUAGCGUGA
This is a messenger RNA of Ixodes scapularis (black-legged tick), 1254 nucleotides long. RefSeq names its product lipase member K-like. Bases 1 to 1254 code for a protein of 417 amino acids. Gene Ontology annotation, biological process: lipid metabolic process. NCBI's taxonomy places the organism in Eukaryota, Metazoa, Arthropoda, Arachnida, Ixodida, Ixodidae. The record is from RefSeq and is a predicted model, not a curated record. Gene Ontology annotation, molecular function: hydrolase activity, acting on ester bonds. The transcript has 9 exons.